Messenger RNA from Xenopus laevis (African clawed frog), 10224 nucleotides. It is a transcript of the gene col5a1.L, whose product is annotated as collagen, type V, alpha 1 L homeolog. Bases 317 to 5896 code for a protein of 1859 amino acids. Gene Ontology annotation, biological process: extracellular matrix organization. Lineage: Eukaryota; Metazoa; Chordata; Amphibia; Anura; Pipidae. Gene Ontology annotation, molecular function: extracellular matrix structural constituent conferring tensile strength; extracellular matrix structural constituent. Gene Ontology annotation, cellular component: extracellular region; extracellular matrix. The transcript has 66 exons. The record is from RefSeq and is a predicted model, not a curated record.
CUGCCCCUCUCUGCGACUGACAGUCUCUACAUAAGCCUAAAAAGGCUUUUCACUCUCUCUUCGCUGGACAAGGGGCCAUCACUUCUGUUGGAACCCCAGUAGGACCAGAGCUGAGACUGAGGGGACACAAGGAACACGGCAAAGUCCUCACCAACUCCCCCUACAUCCUAACAACACAUCCCAAUGGCUUUAUAAAAGUUCCAGCAGCAGGGUGUUUGCCCUAAAUCUCCUUACCCCUCUUAUUUUGUUGCAUUCCAAGAUCUAAAGUGGGGACACCUGAAACUGAAGAGAUUACCCCCCAAAACCAGAGGAGCUAAUGACUAUGGAUUCCCACACGAGAUGGAAAAGAAGAAAUUGGACAAUAGAGUGGCCCCUCCUUGUAGCUUUAUCCUUGUCUAUAUGUUGUCGCUUCAGCGCAGCUGAACCAGCAGAUCUUUUGAAGGCAUUAGAUUUUCACACUUUACCAGAUGGUAUCACAAAAACGACGGGCUUCUGUGCCUUCCGAAAAUCUUCAAAAGGACCAGACGUGGCAUAUAGAGUGUCCAAAGAUGCCCAGCUUAGCGCUCCGACCAAGCAAUUGUUCCUUGAUACCCCAUUCCCAGAAGAUUUCUCCAUUUUGGCAACUGUGAAACCCAAAAAAGAAAGCCAGGCAUUCCUGCUUUCCAUCUACAAUGAGCAGGGAACCCAACAGAUUGGAGUGCAGGUGGGCAGGUCUCCAGUGUUCAUCUAUGAAGACCACACAGGAAAACCAGACCCUGAGGAUUACCCCAUCUUUAGAAACAUCAAUCUGUCAGAUGGGAAGUGGCACCGAAUAGCCAUCAGCGUGCAUAAGAAGAAGAUCACCUUGAUAGUGGACUGUACAAAGAAGAUCAACGGUUUCUUAGAUAGAGAUGACCACCCCAUUUUAGAUACUAACGGCAUUGUGGUGUUCGGCACCAGGAUCUUAGACGAGGAAGUCUUUGAGGGAGAUAUUCAACAGCUGAUGAUUGUGCCUGACCACCGUGCGGCCCAUGAUUAUUGUGUACACUACAACCCCGACUGUGACACCGCUAUGCCCGAUGCACCCCAGUCCCAGGAUCCCAACCAAGAUGAAUAUUACCCCGACGCUGCUGAAGCGGAAGGAGAAGGUUAUUACUAUGAAUAUCCUUACUACGAAGAUGAGAAGACCGAAACUGUAACAACCAAGUCCACGGCUGAUAAAGCCGAGGUAUUAAGGCCCGAAGCUCAAAUUGAAGAGGAGGAAACACCCACAACAACUGAAGCCCCUGCUAUCCCCGAAACUGAUGCUCCAAGAGUUGAGACCAGAGUAGAAAGUAGAGUAGAAAGCAGAGUGGAUAACCCCACGACAGAUGACUACAACUAUGAGACUGUACAUGAGGAAUAUUACACCGCCUCUCCUUAUGAAGAUAUCAACUACUCUGAAGGAGAGGAGACAGGAAUUGAGACUGUGACUACUGAGGAAGGCCUCGUCGAUGGAGAGGGAGACAUUUUGACCAAAACUGUCAUCACAAGCAGCUCAUCCAAUGGUUCCUCGGUCCUCACCAGCGGAAGUUCCAAAAAAGACGACAGUACCGAUGGAGAUUUCACAGAAGUGACGGUACAUGAGUACGACCAAGAGAAAGGCGCUUACUAUGACAUCUACGAUGAUAAGCUCUUCACCGACACUGAAGAUGGAAUUGGUGGCCAGCCGGCUGUACAAGAAGAAAUUAGUAUUUCAGGUGGGGCGAGAGGUGAAAAAGGACAGAAGGGAGAGCCAGCCAUCAUUGAACCCGGAAUGCUGAUUGAAGGACCACCCGGCCCAGAAGGUCCAGCUGGAUAUCCUGGUCCUCCUGGUACCACAGGUCCUACUGGCCCAUCUGGAGAUCCCGGAGAGAGGGGGCCCCCUGGUCGUGCAGGUCUCCCAGGAGCUGACGGAUUGCCCGGACCCCCAGGGACCAUGUUGAUGUUGCCAUUCCGCUUCUCUGGUGGUGGAGAUGGUGGAUCUAAAGGACCCCAAGUGUCUGCCCAGGAAUCACAAGCCCAAGCUAUUCUCCAGCAAGCAAGACUGGCGUUGAGAGGGCCAUCUGGUCCUAUGGGUCUUACAGGAAGACCAGGCCCAAUGGGUUCACCGGGUCCUUCAGGAUUAAAGGGAGAAUCAGGAGACUUGGGACCUCAGGGACCACGUGGGUCACAAGGUUCUCCAGGUCCAGUAGGAAAACCAGGACGAAGGGGACGGGCUGGCAGUGAUGGUGCUCGGGGAAUGCCUGGACAAACAGGACCAAAGGGUGACCGGGGAUUCGAUGGGUUGGCUGGUUUACCAGGCGAAAAGGGACAUCGUGGGGAGUCUGGCCCACACGGUCCCCCUGGGCCACCUGGAGAGGACGGAGAAAGGGGUGAUGAUGGAGAUGUUGGACCUAGAGGGUUGCCAGGUGAACCCGGACCACGAGGGUUGCUUGGACCUAAAGGACCUCAAGGGCCACCAGGAUCUACUGGUGUUCCUGGAAUGGACGGUCAAGUUGGCCCCAAAGGUAGUGUGGGGCCUCAAGGUGAGCCAGGACCACCCGGGCAGCAAGGGAACCCAGGAGCACAGGGUCUUCCAGGUCCUCAGGGUGCUAUCGGCCCACCAGGAGAAAAGGGCCCUUUUGGAAAACCAGGUCUUCCAGGAAUGCCCGGAGCUGAUGGACCUCCAGGUCACCCGGGUAAAGAAGGACCAUCAGGGGAGAAAGGAACCCAGGGACCUGCAGGGCCACAGGGGCCACUCGGAUACCCAGGAUCACGUGGUGUUAAGGGCGCUGAUGGAAUUCGUGGUUUAAAGGGAACAAAAGGAGAAAAGGGUGAAGAUGGUUUCCCUGGAUUUAAGGGUGAUAUGGGCAUCAAAGGAGACAGAGGUGAAAUUGGUCCUUCUGGUCCCAGAGGCGAAGAUGGUCCCGAGGGUCCAAAGGGUCGAGGUGGUCCAUCUGGAGAACUAGGUCCACUUGGUCCUGGUGGUGAGAAGGGAAAGCUUGGUGUUCCCGGUCUACCAGGUUAUCCAGGAAGGCAAGGUCCAAAGGGUUCCAUCGGCUUCCCAGGAUUCCCAGGAGCAAACGGAGAGAAAGGCACAAGGGGUACCCCUGGCAAACCGGGUCCAAGGGGGCAACGAGGUCCAACGGGUCCACGUGGUGAAAGAGGUCCAAGGGGAGCUACAGGCAAGCCAGGCCCCAAGGGUAACUCUGGAGGGGAUGGCCCAGCAGGUCCACCUGGUGAAAGGGGACCCCCUGGACCUCAAGGACCCACUGGAUUUGCAGGACCGAAGGGCCCCCCUGGUCCACCAGGGAAAGAUGGACUUCCCGGCCACCCUGGACAACGGGGAGAAACUGGCUUCCAAGGAAAGACCGGCCCUCCUGGUCCCCCUGGCGUUGUCGGUCCUCAGGGUCCAACUGGAGAGACUGGCCCAAUGGGUGAAAGAGGGCAUCCUGGCCCUCCAGGCCCUCCUGGUGAGCAAGGUUUACCCGGUGUUGCUGGUAAAGAAGGAUCCAAGGGAGACCCAGGUCCUGCUGGUUUACCUGGAAAAGAUGGUCCUCCCGGUCUAAGAGGUUUCACUGGAGAAAGAGGUCUCCCGGGUCCAAUUGGUUCUCCUGGACUUAAAGGCAAUGAAGGUCCUCCUGGUCCACCUGGCCCAGCUGGUUCCCCUGGUGAAAGAGGAGCUGCAGGUCCAGCUGGAUCUAUUGGACUGCCUGGAAGACCUGGCCCUCAGGGACCACCAGGUCCUGCUGGUGAGAAGGGAGCUCCAGGUGAGAAAGGACCCCAGGGACCUGCUGGACGUGAUGGUAUCCAAGGUCCUGUUGGACUUCCAGGCCCAGCUGGACCUGUUGGGCCACCUGGUGAAGAUGGUGACAAGGGUGAAAUUGGCGAGCCUGGGCAGAAAGGAAACAAAGCAGAUAAAGGAGAACAGGGUCCCCCAGGACCACCUGGUCCACAAGGUCCCAUUGGUCAGCCUGGUCCAUCAGGAUCUGAUGGAGAGCCAGGCCCCAGAGGUCAACAAGGUCUUUUUGGACAAAAGGGCGAUGAAGGACCUAGAGGUUUUGCUGGACCACCAGGACCUGUUGGACUUCAGGGUUUACCUGGACCACCUGGUGAGAAGGGAGAAACAGGAGAUGUCGGUCAGAUGGGUCCUCCUGGUCCCCCAGGUCCGAGAGGUCCUUCUGGCUCCUCUGGAGCUGAUGGCCCACAAGGUCCUCCUGGAGGAAUUGGCAACCCUGGUCCUGUAGGAGAGAAGGGUGAUCCUGGAGAGUCUGGUGAACCUGGUCUUCCUGGUGAACUUGGACCACCGGGCCCUAAAGGUGAGAGAGGGGAAAAGGGAGAAGCGGGUCUUCAAGGUGCUUCUGGCCCUCCUGGCCCUAAAGGUCCUCCAGGUGAUGAUGGUCCAAAAGGUAGCCCUGGACCAGUUGGAUUUCCUGGUGAUCCUGGACCUCCUGGAGAACAUGGUCCAGCAGGUCAAGAUGGUCCACCUGGUGAUAAGGGAGAAGAUGGUGAAUCUGGACAGCCAGGGUCGCCAGGUCCUACUGGAGAGCCUGGUCCAUCAGGGCCACCUGGAAAGAGGGGUCCUCCUGGUCCAGCAGGUCCUGAAGGACGUCAAGGAGAAAAAGGUGGAAAGGGGGAAUCGGGUUUGGAAGGACCUCCUGGUAAGACUGGCCCCAUUGGUCCCCAAGGACCUCCUGGAAAACCUGGUUCUGAAGGCCUUCGAGGAAUUCCAGGCCCUGUUGGUGAACAAGGUCUCCCCGGUUCACCAGGACCUGACGGCCCUCCUGGACCUAUGGGUCCACCUGGUAUACCAGGACUGAAAGGAGAUUCAGGUCCAAAAGGUGAAAAGGGUCAUCCAGGUUUGAUAGGUCUCAUUGGACCUCCUGGUGAACAGGGAGAAAAGGGAGACCGUGGCUUGCCUGGCUCUCAGGGACCACAAGGUGCUAAAGGAGAACAGGGUAUUGGUGGUUCAUCUGGUCCUUUUGGACCUCCUGGUCCUCCAGGCUUACCGGGUGGUCCUGGACCAAAAGGUGCUAAAGGUUCAUCAGGUCCAACUGGUCCAAAAGGUGAAUCUGGAAUCCCUGGUCCACCAGGUCCUCCAGGUCCUCCAGGGGAAGUUAUCCAGCCUUUGCCUUAUCAGUCCUCCAAGAGGACAAAACGUAGCAUUGAUGCAAGUCAAGUAGUGGAUGAUGAUGAAAACUACAUGGACUAUGCUGAUGGAAUGGAGGAAAUAUUUGGUCCUCUGAACGCUCUCAAACGGGACAUUGAACAAAUGAAACACCCAAUGGGCACUGUGGAAUACCCAGCAAGGACUUGCAAGGACCUUCAUCUGUGUCACCCUGAAUUAGCAGAUGGGGAAUAUUAUAUUGACCCAAAUCAGGGAUGCUCGAGAGACUCUUUCAAGGUUUUCUGUAAUUUCACAGCCGGUGGAGAAUCUUGUAUCUUCCCCGACAAGAAGUCUGAAGGAAAUAAACUGGCUCGCUGGCCCAAAGAGCUGCCUGGUACAUGGUAUAGUCAUUACAAGCGGGGUUCCAUGUUAUCCUACGUGGAUGCAGAUGGCCAUCCCAUUGGAGUGGUACAGAUGACGUUCCUGAGGCUUCUGAGUGCUUCCGUGAAACAGAACAUCACCUACAACUGCUACCAGUCCGUCGCAUGGCAUGAUGCCACCACCAACAACCAUGACAAGGCCAUUCGCUUCCUGGGGUCAAACGACGAAGAAAUUUCACACGACAACAGUCCUUACAUUCGAGCCAUUGUGGAUGCAUGUGCGUCAAAGAAAGGUCAUCAAAAGACUGUUCUAGAACUUGACACAACCAAAGUGGAACAGGCCCCUAUUGUGGAUAUUAUGUUCCACGACUUUCGAGAUCCGGCACAAAAAUUCGGCUUUGAGGUGGGACCAGUGUGUUUCAUGGGCUAAAAAAACCCCCAGAGUUGCGAUAUUAAAAAUCAGCCAAGAGAAAAGAGGCCAAUCACAAAUCAGAAGUCUCCAAAUGAGCAACCUUGAAACCUCAUCAAAGUUCUAUAUAUAUAUUUUUUUUUUCACAUGCACAUUCUGAAACUAAGACGGUGAAAGGUAAAAAAACAAAAAAAACAAGACUUCCCAAUGGCUUUGAGCCUGGACCACCAACUGCCAACACAGCCAUGGAAUCACAUGACUUAAUCACAUGACCUAUACAGCAUCACACCAUUAUAACCCACAUAUAAAAGAACAAUGGUCUCUGAGACUCGCGUCCUUUGGUCCAUUAUCACUAGAGUAGGCCUGAAAAGCAUUAUCCCAGCCUGACGUCAAUUUGGAACACUAUGGGGACGGCCCUUUUCGAGCCUAAGUCAAGGAAACGGCACAGUGAGUCUUGUCCCGUUGUAUUAAAGGUGCUUAUAUUUUUGUAUGUUUGUAAGUAAUUAUUUGUAUUGUAUAUUUUAUUAUUUUUGGGGGGCGGGUGGGGAUGGUAAAGAAUAUUAUUACUUUUCCUGUCUUUAAACCCUGCAUAUGGCUUAAAUUUCAAUGCUGAAUUCAUCCGCCGGCAUGGUAAGGUGCCAGGUAUUCUUUCACUCGGUUUCAACCUGAAAUGCUAGACCCAUACGAGGCUGGCAGCUCCUUUGAGUACGAGAGGGUGUUGCAAUAAACUGCCUGUCUGGCGCAGAAUCGCUUGCCUGGGUUUUGACUGAAACUGAUAUCAGGGAGAAUAUUUGUAACUAUUGACACAACUGUGCUUCCAUCCCAAUCCUUAGGGAUACUGAACUGUGACCAAAAAAAAAACCAGACAAAGCACAAACACUCAUAAUCUUCACCACUUGUGACAGAGCAAGGUCAACGGCUUCCAAAAACCGCAUGGAGUCUGUUAAUGUACCCAAAGGGAGGCUCUUUCAAUCUUUGUUUCCAACUGGAAAGCCACUGCUGUAGGUCUGACCUGAGCCAAGUGGAAAGCCCGGCUUGUGAUUGGUCUUCCAGCAGGUAACCCACCCUCCUUUCUUGAAAAGCUCUGUAUCUUGUCACUCAGUGGGAGAUUGCCUACAGUAGAGCAUAUCAUGUUUAUAUGUAUGGAAAAGGUGCUAUAUUUCUCCCUCUUGUUCAUUUCUCCCUGUGGUGCUAUGUGUUAUAUGAAAUCACUAAUGGUGCUCCAUCUGUGGACCAGCCUCCCACUGCUUUACCCAUAUUCACACACCCAUCUCUAGUUAGAAGAGAGGUAUAGUGCAUGCUGCUCUUGUAUUCAUAAACUGUGUAGAUAUGAGAUAAUUCUAUUAAUAAUAAACAAAAAUAAGGAAAAAUAUCUGAAAACGGUAUUGUGGCAACGUCCCAUUCAGAAAUAUUCCGCUUUGUGUUAUCGCUCCGUCUGUUGUUUGUGUGUUGUCAUGCUGGAUUGUACUCAAAAACUCCAAUACUGAUUUGUAUUUUGUGGUGCUAACUUAUGUAUUUUUGUUUGAAAACAUUGAAGAAGAGAUGGCCUUUUUUCUCUUGUGCUGCCCCCCCAGUAGUGCAGAUUGUGUGACGACAGUGGGGAGGAGAGCAGCCCAAAUUCGGUUCUUGCCACAUGAACUUUUUACCAGACACACGUACUGUACCAAGAGGUUAAUAUGGUGAAAUUCACUGACCAAAUAAAAAAAGGGACAAAAAGUGUUGGAAUUGUUUCAUUUAUGGGAAGGAAUGUGUGACAUAUCCACUGCUUCAAUGUCGAAGGUGUGUGUUCUUAAUUAACUAGUUCUAGUUAUGAGUAUUGGGUAAUCCACUACUUACUGAUGUAGAAGUGGGGUCAUUGGGGGGCGGGCUGCUGAACAAAGAGAUCAAUGACUGCACACCCUUCUUCUGAUCACAAUAAAAAACAAAAAUCAAUGAAUUCACCCCCAAAUGCACAGAUGAUAAAUAUGAGGCGCUCUAAGUGUGAAUGCUCCCAAAAAAAAUCCCCCAGUUGUGUUCUACAUGUAGCCCUCGCUGGGAAUUAUAGAGGAUUUCCCCACGGUGCUAGAUAACGGUUCUGUGCCAAGCCGUCUCUCAAUCCUGCACCCAAACAUUAAGAAAUUGGAAAUUAGGUAGAUUCCUAAUGAUCAACGUACAAUGCCACUUACCCUUCCACAAAGGCAGCCAUUAACAUCUUGGUUCAGAAGCUGAGCUACUAAUGAGUCGGUCCCAUCUCUGAGACCCUGGAGCAGUGAUUGGUACAGAUUUUGCCGAGACACAAGACGCCUCGGGCAGUCGAGCCCUAAUGACUCAUGUCUUCUUUAAAUUACAACUCAGAUGCAACAGCAUUUAAGGCAUCUUGCAAUAAUCUUUGUUAUCUCAGGAACCAUCUUGGCACGGUGUGAAAGCCUCAGUUUUUCCAUGACAAAUGGAGCAGAUAAGGGUUCUAUCUGACAGUCUUAAAAUAGCAUUGUCCCUAGAGAUUCGCCGUACUCUAAUUUCCAUCCAGAGGCGCAUUGCAUGCAGGCUGCAGACCCUACAAGACACAUGUGGGACUUAAUUAGCAUUCGUUUUUAAAUCUGGGUGUAUUUCUGAACAAAGCACUUGUGAAAGGGUCUGUGAUGCAUAGCUAACAAGCCUCUGAGCAGAUACAACAUUAUCUCCUAUCUUCACUGUGAAACAGAAAGUAAGGAGAUGGAAGCAUCUUUUUUUUAGUUCCGGUAUUUCUAUUUAAUGAAACAUAUUGGGCAGCGGAUAAGCGCAAUUCCCCCCAGAGAAAGCCAGUCCAUCACAUAGUAAGUGUUUCUAUAUGAGCAGUGUUGGGCGCUAUCACGUCCAGUUUCAUGUAGAAGACACAAAGCUUUUACUACAAUUAUCUGAUUGUUUCCAAAUGACAUCUGGCUGCCUCCUGGCACUCUCAAUAGCAGAUCAACUUUUCAGCUCAGAGCUGCCGUCUCCCAAAUCCAGUGGCUGCAACACAAAUCUUUCUUGUAAAAACCAACCCAAUAAAUAAUGGCGCCAAAAUGUUUCUUUUUCCAGCUGCAAGCAUAUGCGUCUUCGUUGACCCUCGAUUCAUUGUGCGGGCGAUGAGCUGGACUUUUGGAAAACUCGGUGGUAUACGUUGAUGAGGAACGCUGAAUGCCAGACGUUCCCAUCUGAAUUAAACAUUAAAACCAAGGCAUCUAUAAUAUUUUAUCAGUGCGGUAGGUUUAUUCAAGCAAUGUGUGGUCAAAAGAACUGUUAAAUACACUCGGAACAUCUGUCUAUUCUGGUAGCACCUCAGAUCUCAUUAAAGGAUCUUGGUUAUGAUGGAAAACACAUGAAGCUGGUGGGAGCAAUUGAGAAGAUCAUGCAAAGGAUGAUGGCUCACCACAAGAAAGUCUAUUCUUUGAUGAUAUCUACGACUGAUCCCAUAAAAAAUUCCAUUGAAAUUGAAUUUCGCUGUUUUUGAAGUUGUAAUGACUACUUCCAACCACAUCUAUGCUGCACCAGAGUAUCCUAGUCUGACCCAUCUCUUGAGCUGAAGGUUUCUCACAGUACAAGUAGGAGUCAAAGAUCUCUGGUUUUGUUCAUUGGCUUGUUUGGAUUCUCUCUGCUCCCCCAUUUCAGUAUUCUAUAGUCUUGCCUACAGCUUCACUUUCUGCUUUCAUUCCAGUUGUGUUUUGCACAGUCAUUGGUCCUCCUAAGAGCAUUUUCAUUGAAGCUCCCACAGGGAUGAACAGCAAGUCUGUAGCUCAAGCAAUGGACCGGACUAGAACACUUUCAUUGUGGUUUAGGGGUAAAAAGGCGUGGAGGCCUUAACUGAAGCAAUGGGCUGGACUAGAACACUUUUAUUAUUUAGGGGGAAACAGGCCAGGAGGCAUUAACUGAAGCAAUGGGAUGUACUAGAUGAUGAUCAACAAGGGACGAGAAGGUUCCACCUAAAGCAAUUGGCCUGGCUAGGAUCCAUUAAUAGCAGCUCAUAGGAGGCUUGAGAUCACAGUCUUUAAUUCAAAGAGAGGGAAAAGAUAAGGGCAUUUAAAGGGUCGCAGGGAGUCUUUACUGGUUUUGUGUAAGCGCUGUCAUAAAGGAAAGCCCAGAAUUAAAGAGACAACUUGCUUCUCCAAUAAACCCCCCUCCAUUUUCCCAUCUACGGCUUCUGUUUAAGUAAUUGUUUAUCAAGGAACUAAAACGUCUUUGCGCAUAAAAACAUCAGCUCUUAAAGGUGUAUUUUCUACCUAAAUGAAUGUGAUACUGUCUAGGUCAUGUGAUUCUUCAUUCGCUCAAUAUUGUUCAAUGUCUUCCCCUCCCCCCCCUCUCACGAGACCACAUACAGGAUCUUUACCGAAAUAAACGUUCUUCUUGUAUUUGCA